Molecule: messenger RNA, 1406 nt
Organism: Diospyros lotus (date-plum)
Lineage: Eukaryota; Viridiplantae; Streptophyta; Magnoliopsida; Ericales; Ebenaceae
Product: transcription termination factor MTEF1, chloroplastic
Exons: 2
Coding region: 16-1101 (361 amino acids)
Biological process (GO): regulation of DNA-templated transcription
Molecular function (GO): double-stranded DNA binding
Source: RefSeq, a predicted model, not a curated record
ACCGGCAGCCCAUCCAUGAUCCAUCCUCUCCCAAUCUGCAAAAUCCUUCCUGGGCCAAUCAAGAUAAUACCCGCUGCCACCUGUCCAGUUCUGCAGACCAAUAAAUACAACGGGAUCAGGUUCCCCCAUAUCGAUCGGCCACCCCUCUCCUCCGCCGCGGCCGCCGCCAUGGCAGCAGUAGCCACAGCAGCCAACUCUUCCCUGUGCUGCUCUUCCCAGAUCAUUAACCCGCCUCUGCAGCCCUCAAAUUCCCAAACCGCCCAGCUCACAGCAAAACCCAAUAAUAACAAAAGCCUCCUCCACAAGCAUCCACUCUACCUGCCGACCCACUCCAACCUGUCCCUCCAAUUCAAGGAGAAAAUCCUGUGCCUGGAGAUCAUGGGCGUGGACGCCGGCAAAGCCCUCUCCCUCAACCCCUCCCUCCGCUCCGCCUCUCUCCACUCCAUCCACUCCAUCAUCUCCUUCCUCCAGUCCAAAGGCAUCCACCACAAGGACUUGCCCAGAAUCCUCGGCAUGUGCCCCAAAAUCCUCACCUCCUCCAUCCAAUCCGACCUUGUCCCCGUCUUCUCCUUCCUCUCCACUCACCUCCACGUCCCCGACCACAGCUUUCGCCGCGUCAUCAACAAAUGCCCCAGGCUCCUCGUCUCCAGCGUGCGAGACCAGCUCAAGCCGGCUUUGUUCUACCUCCAGAGGCUCGGGUUCAAGGAUCUGGAGGCCUUGGCGUUUCAGGACCCGGUGCUGCUGGUGUCCAGCGUGGAGAAGACGCUGAUCCCGAAGCUGGAGUACUUGGUGGUGGGUUUGGGGUUCUCCAAGGAGGAGGCGGUGGGCAUGGUUCUGAGGUGCCCGGGGCUGUUCACCUUCAGCGUGGAGAACAAUUUCAAGCCCAAGUUCGACUACUUUAAGGGGGAGAUGGGGGGCAGCCUGGAGGAGCUAAAGGAGUUUCCGCAGUACUUCGCCUUCAGCUUGGAGAACAGGAUAAAGCCGCGGCACAUGGAGGUGGUGGAGAGCGGGGUCAAGGUUUCCUUGCCGUCGAUGCUCAAGAGAACCGACGAGGAGUUCAGGGAGUUGUUGACUGGGCAUCGCGGUGGCGCUGGUGGAUGACUUUCAUUCGCUUGCGCUGUCCAUUCUUGUUGCUCGGUGUCAUGGUUUUGGUUAUGGCUACGCAUAGAUUCGAAUAAGGCAUUGGAUCGGGGCUGACGAGGGAUAUCAAGAAUCCCGAAAUGGAAAUGAAUGGGCUGAAAGUGGCAUGCUUUAUUUAAUGAGAGAGAUCUUUUUCAAACUUCCUCGAAUUUUUGCCUUCCUCCCUCGUAAUUGUGGAAAGAACAAUAAAGGGUUAUUAUUGUGUUGGACAAUUCUCAAUUUAAUAUUUGUAAUUAAGAGUAUAAUUGUCAUUUACUAUUUAACAA